AUUAUUAUAAAUACUAAAUAAUCUACACGCAAAGCGAAGAUCAGUAAUUUGCAGAAGAGAAGAGAGUUGUAGAUUGUUCCACUAAUUUCAGAAAUGAAAGAAGAUUACGAGAUUGAAGAGAAAAAGCAAGCUGCUGCUGAUGUAUUGUUUCAAUAUUCUAAAUUUGCCAUGGCAUGUAUUGGAAAUCAAGUUCGACCUUGCGAUAUGAGGCUCCAUUUAAUGAAGGAGAUCUCAGGGCUGCCAACUUCGAUAAAAAGAGAACGGGUCCAGAUUGUAGCUUCACCGGAUGCAAUGGGCGAAUCAUCAAGUUCAGGACAAAUACGGCAGUGGGUCAGAGAGUGGUUCGAAAAGGAAUAUAAUUAUAUUAGCUCGGAUGAAAAUUGAAUUCGAGAUUUCACAGUUCUGGAUUCGGCUCUAGCAUUCUUUGUUGUUUGUCAAUCCAAGGCUGCAGUAGAAACAGAGAACUGUUGUACUUCUUUUUUCCAGUGAUUCAGAUUGCUGUUGAUAUGGAGGGCAUAUUUUAAGGUCGAGAUUUAAUUCUUGACACUGCCUCUCGAAUUGGAUUUCCUGUUUUUCGCACUUGACUGCUCUAGUUAUCUUCUCUUGUUCUGAAACUGCACCAAGAGAAUUACUUCUCAUGCUGUCAGCAGAUGUUGCUUCUUUGGCUAGGCGAUGAGUCGAGGGAUCAAUCCCUCGAUUCAGUAGCUUUCUUCUUAUGUGGGUAUUCCAGUAAUUCUUGAUUUCAUUAUCAGUUCGUCCUGGUAAUCUACCUGCUAUAAGAGACCACCUGAACACACAUACACACAAGCCCUAGUUAGGCCUCAAACUAUUUUUCACAUUUCGGCAAAAAGUAGCAUAAAUUUCAACGGUAUAUGGUGCUUACUUGUUACCGAAAAUGCGGUGUAGUUCAAUAAUAAGCUCAUCUUCUUCGGCGGUAAAAUUUCCGCGCUUAAGAUCAGGCCGUAGAUAGUUAAUCCACCGAAGACGGCAACUUUUGCCGCAACGAAGAAGGCCAGCGGCUUUAGGAAGAGUUCUCCAGCAGCCUUCACCAUGAGCUUGAAUAUAAGCAAUAAGGUGUUCAUCUUCUUCUCUAGUCCAUGCCCCUUUGUUGGUAUGAGCUUUCUCACAGCAUGGAGACCUACCCAUUUCCUUUUUCUGCUUGUUGAAUAGUAAAAGUUAUUAGAUGAUUGGUGCUUUUAGGUGCAUUUGAAGCUGAGUCUCUCCAGUUUUUUUGGAUAUGCAAGUUAUAUAGUAGUGAAUAUGGAUAAUAAUAAUAAUAAUUUGUAGCACUAAUUGUUUGUAGAUAUUGGUUGGUGGAUUCAAAAGGAUUAGAGAGGGUCCACUUUUGGUGACUUUAUUAA
Messenger RNA from Mercurialis annua (annual mercury), 1361 nucleotides. RefSeq lists its product as uncharacterized. Lineage: Eukaryota; Viridiplantae; Streptophyta; Magnoliopsida; Malpighiales; Euphorbiaceae. The transcript has 6 exons. The record is from RefSeq and is a predicted model, not a curated record. Bases 94 to 384 code for a protein of 96 amino acids.